Esox lucius (northern pike) is the source of this 1147-nucleotide messenger RNA. RefSeq names its product tumor necrosis factor receptor superfamily member 14-like. The transcript has 8 exons. NCBI's taxonomy places the organism in Eukaryota, Metazoa, Chordata, Actinopteri, Esociformes, Esocidae. Bases 18 to 809 code for a protein of 263 amino acids. Gene Ontology annotation, cellular component: membrane; external side of plasma membrane. Gene Ontology annotation, biological process: signal transduction; positive regulation of T cell migration; defense response to Gram-positive bacterium. The record is from RefSeq and is a predicted model, not a curated record. Gene Ontology annotation, molecular function: transmembrane signaling receptor activity; protein binding.
GUGAGGAAUGGAGAACCAUGGAAGACUUGAUAUGCAUAAUUUGUCUAACAAUCAGUUUGAUUCUUCUAAACAUCAAGUCCUCUGCUGCUUGUGGUCCAGCUGAAUAUAUAAUAGGUGGUGAAUGUUGUCCGAUGUGUUCACCAGGUAACCGUGUAUACAAACAUUGUACAGAAUAUACAAGUACUUCCUGUAUCCCCUGUAUUGGCUCCACCUACCUUGAUAAACCCAAUGGUCUUAUUACAUGUAUACCAUGUACAUACUGUGACCCAGGCUUUGGUUUGAUGGUAAAACAUCCAUGUAGACCUUCAUCAGACACUGUCUGUGAGCCACUGGAGGGGUUCUACUGUACAGACCCAACUAAGGAUGGUUGUAAUGCAGCCCAGAGACACAGCAGCUGUGAACCUGGACAAUACAUCAGACAGAAAGGAACUCCAUCUACAGACACUGUGUGUGUUGACUGUACUGGUGACACCUAUUCAGAUGGAUCAUUUACAUCCUGUCAACCACACACACAAUGUGACACUUUGAAUCUUCAAGAAAUUAAACCUGGAACUUUUAGGUCCAACCCCGAAUGUGGACCAAAGACCUCAUCUCUUAUACCUGUAACUGUAUCUACAGUUUUGGUGCUCAUUUUUUUAAUAACUGGGAUUAUCAUAAUCAUAUUAUCAAGGAAAUACCUUAAUAGCAGGCACAGGGGGGUUGUAAAUAUACAGGCAGAUGAACAAACCCCUACCAAGGAUUCACAUUUGAUAGAAAGUAAUAAUAAAAAGGAGUUUUGUAUGACACUGCACCUGGAUGCACCUGGAUGAUGGGGUAGGAUACAGAAUCUUGAAGUUACUGCCUUCGAACCAAAGACAUUUACAGAUGAUCUGACAACAUCACCACGGACAUCAACUUGUGAAUUUAGUGAUGGCUAAAGACAUCUAUCAAAUGAUUCCACAGUAUCACCAUGGAUGUAAUGGAACUUGUGAAUCUAGUGACAAUAUUCGAGCUGCUUUCGAAUGUUCUUCACUCCCUCUACAAAAAUCUCACAAGCAACUGAAAUGGUCUAUAGUAUUCAACAAGUGCACGGAUAAUGUAUUACACAUAAAAUGAUAUGUAUAAUCAAUACUAAUUAACGAAAUAAACAGACUAUUUAGACAAUCUA